AUUGCUGAAGUCCACAGAGUACUUUUAUAUAUACUGAAGUCUAUGUAAUAAACAUAGUAAUUUGAACCAUUAAAUAUUGUUAUCUAUUAAAAAUUUUGUUGUUGGUUAUUUGCAGAUACUUGUUUCAUUUAAAUAACGUUUUCUAUAUUCUUAGUUUCUUUUAGUUGCAAAAGUGGCGUCCGAAAAUUAUCCAAAGAAAAUGUUGGAUGGGUGGUAUUGUCGCUCCAUAGCAAAUAUGCAAGCUACUGAAGCCGCAAGCGUAAGCAAUAAUUCAGCGGCGGAAAUAUCUCGAGCCAGAGAGCAAAGGAAAGAAUACUCUAGUGAUAGCAGCAGUGAUCCUGAACCAGAACCUAACUAUGAAGCUCAAUAUCUAACACUUAAAAAGAAACUUAAAUACCUCAUCUAUGAAAAUGAAUGUUUUCAAGAUGCGUUAAGAAGCAGUCAAAAGAGACUUCUAAAAGUUUGUAGAGAUAGAAGUUACCUCCUUGAUAGAUUAUUACAAUAUGAGAAAUAUGACAGUACUACAUCAGAUAGUGAAGAUACAGAAUCUUCAGACGAUAUGUCAUAUAACCAUGUAGAUGCUGCAAAAAGAAAAAAACUGGAAGCAAGUGCAGUUCAGCAGCAUAUAUCUACACCAUCUUCUCUAAAUAAAAAUGUAAAUGCAAUUAAAAGGAAAAGGGCAACCAUACAAAAAAAGACACCAAAUGCUAGUCAUUCACAUCAAGCAAAUCCAUCAAUGUUAUCAAAAGCAUCACCUGCUCUUGGAUUUAGUCUGUCUACAAGUGACGGUCAUAUGACACCAGAAGAAGUAGAACGACAUUUGCAGUCUCGACAAUCAUAUUUGGAGUUGUUGCCGGAGCGUGCUCCCCCCACUGUACCAACUGAGAUGUUUAGUAAUGAUCCUUCACUUGAUAGUGAGUCAAAUGACGUUUUGGAAAAUUCCCCCAACGUAGAAGAAUGGUUUGAUUAACAUUACGCCUUUUUAGUGUACAAAAAUAAGAUGAAAACAUGUUUAAAAAAGACUUAUAACAGAAUACAACUUUUAAAUUUGUACCGAAUAAUUUUACACAAAAUAAAAUGUACGUGACAUAAUUUCAAUUAUUUCAUUGAUCAAAUGAGGUUGUAUCCUAAUUUACAUAUAAAAGGCAGUUAAUAAGUUCUGUUAUGCGCAUAUUACAAUUUUUUAUCUUAGUGGAUGGACACAAUAUUUGACCACGGAAGAUUCUGGAUGUAAUAUUAACUGGAAUCGAUAUUUGUGAAAAAAAAAAUACAACUUUCAUUAUCAUAUUAUGUUAUAUAUACUCAAUUUAAAAUUACUUCAAUUAAAAUUAUUGUAUAAUAGUCAUAUAUAUACACUAGCUGACCAAGCCGACGUUGUUCUGCCCUAUUCGACGACCCUUC
Molecule: messenger RNA, 1401 nt
Organism: Parnassius mnemosyne (clouded apollo)
Lineage: Eukaryota; Metazoa; Arthropoda; Insecta; Lepidoptera; Papilionidae
Source: the annotation of a GenBank genome assembly